Messenger RNA from Periconia digitata, 486 nucleotides. The record is from the annotation of a GenBank genome assembly. Lineage: Eukaryota; Fungi; Ascomycota; Dothideomycetes; Pleosporales; Periconiaceae.
CUCCAAAUGACCGCCCACGUGAUCCCGCGUUUCUAUCGCUUCUUCUUCACUUGGCUCGACCCCAUGAUAGCCUUCUCUGGCGGUCUUACCGACUUCGUCUCCCCAGACUUUAUCGUCAAUUCGCUCGUUUCCAAAGAGCUUAGACCCGAGUUAGCUGUUAAUCCGACCUACAAAUUCAUUUUCCAACAGGCGGGCGGCGCCAUGUUCGCUGCUGGCUUCCUCUCUGUCGCCCUCCUUCGUGCAACGAAUGAUUUGAAGAUUUGGAAACAUGUACAGGCUGCUAUCUUGAUCAUGGACUUUGCCACGCUUUACUCAGCCUGGGACACUCUUCGUUUGCAGGGCCGUCUGAUGGCGGGGUGGCGAGGUGAGGAUUGGGGCACAGUGGGCGUCACAGCGUUCGUAACGUUGUUAAGAAUCGCCUUCUUGGCUGAGGUGGGAUUCCGGCCGAAGCCUGCAUCUAGGGUCAAUCAACGUACGAUGCUAUGA